Molecule: messenger RNA, 690 nt
Organism: Orycteropus afer afer
Lineage: Eukaryota; Metazoa; Chordata; Mammalia; Tubulidentata; Orycteropodidae
Product: olfactory receptor 1N1-like
Biological process (GO): G protein-coupled receptor signaling pathway
Cellular component (GO): membrane
Molecular function (GO): G protein-coupled receptor activity; olfactory receptor activity
Source: RefSeq, a predicted model, not a curated record
AUGAAACCUGGAAACCACACUAGUGUCUCUGAAUUCCUCUUUCUGGGCCUCUCUGAGCAGUGGGAGCAACAGCCUCUCCUCUUUGGCGUCUUCCUGGGCAUAUACCUGGUCACGGUGGUGGGGAACUUUCUCAUCAUCCUAGCCAUUGGCUCUGACCCACGUCUCUACACCCCCAUGUACUUCUUCCUAGCCAACUUCUCCCUCACUGACCUGUGUUUGUCAUCCACCACCGUUCUCAGGAUGCUGGUGAAUAUCCAGGCUCACAGACACACUAUCCCCUAUGCUGGAUGCCUAUCUCAGAUCUACUUCUUCCUGUGGUUCACUGGUCUAGAUGUUUUUCUCCUGGUGGUGAUGGCGUAUGACCGGCUUGUGGCUAUCUGCCACCCCCUUCACUAUACGUUGGUCAUGAGUCCCAGGCACUGCAUCCUGCUGGUAGCCAUGUCCCUAGUAAUUGCCCAUUCAUAUUCUCUAACCCACACUAUUCUCCUGACUCAGUUAUCCCUCUAUCUUUUCUUCUGUGACCCCAAUAUUAUCCCCCAGUUCUUUUGUGAUCUAGGUCCUCUCCUGGAGCUGGCUACCUCCAGAACUUAUGUCAAUGGCUUGGUGCUCAACUUUGUGUCAGGAACAUUGCUCAUUGGACCCUUUGUUUGCAUCCUUCCAUCUUACUUCUACAUGAUACUGACAUCCUGA